Molecule: messenger RNA, 867 nt
Organism: Cyphellophora attinorum
Lineage: Eukaryota; Fungi; Ascomycota; Eurotiomycetes; Chaetothyriales; Cyphellophoraceae
Product: Alpha carbonic anhydrase 3
Exons: 3
Coding region: 1-867 (288 amino acids)
Molecular function (GO): carbonate dehydratase activity; zinc ion binding
Source: RefSeq, a predicted model, not a curated record
AUGGUACCUUCACUUCUGUCGACGGUCAUCCUGGCGAUGACCGUCCUACCAGCAACCCAAGCAUGCAACUUUCAUAUGCAGAGACGAAGCAACACAUACUCUAAUCCACAUGCUCGUCGAGAUACACGAUUCCAACGGCGGGCCGAGGAGAUCGACUUCGAAUAUGUUAAUUCAUUUGACUGGCAUACCAUCAAGCCAGAAUACCUGACAUGCUUUACCGGCACAUCUCAAUCGCCCAUCGGCGUACAUUCAACACAAGGCUUGGCCACCACACAUCCACCGUCCUUUGCAGGUUAUCAGACAACGACAAACACGACGGGGACGUUCAAGAACUGGGGCUUCGGUCCGGCCUUUGAUAUCGAUAUGGUCAAUGAGGAUCCCACAACGCUUCCAGCUAUGACAUUCGAUGACCAGACGGUGUUUUUGAGUGGAUGGCAUAUACAUUUUCCGAGUGAGCACUUGGUUGAUGGGGUCAGAUCUGCUGCCGAGAUGCACUUCGUCCACGUCAACGCAGCCGGCGAGCCCGCCUCCGUAGUCGGCAUUCGCAUCGAGCCCUCAGUCACCGCUCACUCAGCCUUCUUCGCCCAAGUCCCGGCGGCCAUUCCCGCGCCCGCAAAUCCACCUGUCGAGGGAACGCCGGGUGUGCCAAUGGACCAUUUACUUGCGAUCCACGAAGUGGGCAUGGUUCAGCAGUACUGGACGUACAAGGGGAGUUUGACGACGCCGCCGUGUAGUGAGGGGUUGAGGUGGUUUCUGCCGCAGAUGACGCUGAAGGUUAGUGAGGCGCAGAUGCUGGCUUUGAGGGGAGCGGGGAGGUUUAGUCAUCGGAUUGAGCAGGUUGUAAUGAAUCAGGCUAUCAAUGUGUAA